UACUUUACCGCUACUCAUUCCGAAUAUCUGAGGAGAGCCAUGGGUAUGUUUGAAGAGUUGCUAAAUAUCUACAAGGGAUACCUUUUGUAAACGACUAGCUCUACAAGCGUAAUUCGUUUAACUAAAAUGCGUUUUAAGUGUGAUUGGCAAACAGUUAAUGACUAGCAACCUUGCUGUCUAGUUAGCUUAUUUCAUCACUGACAAAAUAACCUGACGUGGAUCGUAAUGACAGACUCCAUGCCCCCUUUGUCAUCCCUUCGGCUUUUGAUUCCUCCUCUGCGGCUCAUGUCAGCCUUCAUGUGGCAUGUUGCAGAAGAGCAGAAACUAGAGCAUUAUGAGAAGCUGGAGAACUUUGUCUCUCUGGUGACGAAGAUGGUCCCAGACCUUCUUAGCCACAGGCAGAAAGCCACUCUGCUUAUGGGACUUCGUGCAAAGAUGUUGUUGGAGAUGUGUAGAGGGGAUCUACCUGUUGAUUCACAGACUGUCAAAACUCAUCUACAUCAAAUCCAAUCUUCUCUUCCAAAACCUAGACAUUCAGAAAUGGACAUUUUGCAAAGCAACUUGUUGAGUCUUAUUUUAAAAUUGUUGGAGGACCCAGUUAAAAAGGAAAAGUUUUUUCAGAGGGUGUAUCCUGUGAAAUAUGGGCCAGACUUUGACAAAGCUCUCCAGGUUCUGGUUUGUUUCUUCAUUUCAAGACUGGAACAGCUCCUCCCAAAACCAAACUUUAAACAAGUUGCCUCCUGGAUGAACAGUCCCUCUCUCUGGGACGAAUGUGAGCAGUAUCUCAGUCAGACAGAGGACCUUCAGCUUCUCCUACAGGACAACUGCCACAGGUCCUUGGAAAAGAAUGGUCUUCCGUCUGUAGUGGAGGACAGAAUCAUCGACUCCUUGUCACUGUCACCUACAGCUACUGCACACCGCAGUCAGAACGACAUGCAAAGUGAGCCGUGUUUGGACGCACAGAGCUCCUCUUCUCAGACCACACACCAAGCCAACCAGAAAAUACAGGGGCUUCUCCAGAACUGCCAAGAAGUUGACACAACCUCAGGUGUUGGCAAAGAUAAACAGAGGCAGUGUGAUAUUGAAGAUGAUGAUGAAUAUGAUGUUGGGACUGAACUUGAUCUGAGCGAAUAUGGGGGAAGGGAGAAGGAGAUUACAGAAGACACCAAUGUUUCAGAUUUUGCCCAUAAAUUUGAAACACACAGAGGAACACCUCCGACUGCUUCAGAGAGCUUUGAUAUGGAAGACAUCACUGUAGAGAAACCGACUCUUCCCGACACCUCUGGUCAAAACCAUGGUGAGACAUUGUCAGGAGGGGUACCUAUGGACACCACUUUACCUUCAGAGUUCUGCUCGACUUUUCCAGUCAACAGAAGUGAUCAGACCGUGCAGGAGACACCAGCUGGGACUCGUCAUGGCAACAGAAUGAACCGGAAUGCCAACCUGACAGUACCAUCCCAAACCUCAGCCCAGCAAAUAACUCCCUUGGUGCUCUCAGACACUUCCAACGACCAAGACGAUAGGAAUGAAGAGGAGCUCUCGCAGGGUGUGGCUGACUCCCAAGUUGUCUUUGAUUUGACAAGCAAGGGCUCUUCCUCAUCAACCCCCACUAAGAGCCUUGUGUCUCAGUGGGCCAAAAAGAAGAAGAAGAAGAAGAAGGAGAAGAAGAAAACGCACAUCAGCACUCCAUUCCAGUGCUCUCACUGUGGCCGGGAGUUUGAGACGCUUUCAGGCCUGUCGAGUCACAAGCGGGCCCAUCGUGACUGUGCGGAUUCAUCUCCUCCAUCCUGCUCUGAAGAGACACCAAAAGAAACCGAGGUGACUAUGGCACGGAUCAGACAAAGUGAGUGUGCGUUCUGCGGGAUGAAUAUCUCCACUGAGGAGAUGAAUAACCACCUGUUGACGCACAAAGGGAUCAGGCCUUAUCGUUGUAACCACUGUGACAAAAGCUAUGUUAACAGAUCUAGCCUUAAGGCUCAUGUGUCCAACCACACAGGUGAGAAGCCACACCUUUGCGAGGAGUGUGGCAAGAGUUUCUUUAGUCCCGGCUAUCUUAGGGCUCACAUGAAGAAUCACUCCGCUGAUAAACACCACUGCUGCCCCUACUGUGGUAAAUUGUUCAGCUUUCUGGGAAGCCUCAACGUGCACAUUUGCAUCCACACCGGAGAGAGGCCCUACUUGUGCUCAACGUGUGGGAAAAGCUUCCAGCUUGCGACAUGCCUGCAGGUGCAUGAGCGCUGUCAUACUGGGGAGAAGCCAUACAAGUGUGGAGUAUGUGACCGGGGGUUUACCACCUCCUCUCACCGCUUGGUCCAUGCACGGAUGCACACGGGGGAACGCCCUUUCUCCUGCUCCGUGUGCGGGAGACGUUUUUCACGGAAAUAUGACCACAAAAAGCACAUGCAGACUCACUCAGGAGACAGACCGUACAAAUGCCCGGAGUGUCGCAAGAGUUACACCCGCAUGUAUCACCUGAAGACACACAGAAAAACACAUAGGAAAUGAUUUCUGUGGAGGAAGGUUUUGUGACCAGAAAGCUAUGAUUGCAUGCGACAUGCUAUAUUUUAUUUUUGUUAAAUUAAAAAUGACCAAUUACUUAAAAGUUCUAGUCGGGCGCGCUUGUUCAAAAUGGUACGCCACUUGUGAAUUAUUUGCAUAAAACUUCCUAAUAGCAGAGCCCUAUUGCCUCUUUCCAUCAAAACAGAGCCACAGGGGCUCUUCCAUUAGAAAGUUUACCACGUACUGACUUAAUUUAGCCAUGUUUGUCUCUAAACCAUGUUCUUGGAAUACCCCCAGGUCAGUUGUUAAUUUUCACUCAUUAUUUGGUUUUAUGCAGUGCAAAGCUGUAAUGGUGGCUGCAAAUAUAAACAGUUUUUUUUUCUAGUGAUGCUCAGAAGUAAUCCCCCAUCAUCCAGAUCAAGGAAAGAUUAAAGGCUGAUAUGUGUGUAUGUUAAAUUUGAACUCUCAUUGCUUAGGCUACUUUCUCCCAUGGUGAUGUUGCAUACUUCCAAUUCAAAUAUACUUACAAAUGUAAUUAUUGUUGCUUUAUAAUCACAUAAUGAAAAUAAUAUGUUAUGUGAACGUAUAAGUGAUUUGCAUAAGAUAAGUAGAUAAACGAAGAAGUAAAGGACCAGAAAUGGAAUAGGAAAAACUUUGUCAGAAGUAUGCGAACUCGCCAAACUCCUAACCAGUAGAUGGCAGUAGUAAGUGUCAUUAAUACAAUGUUUGGUCAUGUAAAAAGAAGAAAAGAAAAUUGAAAUAA
Clupea harengus (Atlantic herring) is the source of this 3262-nucleotide messenger RNA. RefSeq lists its product as uncharacterized. NCBI's taxonomy places the organism in Eukaryota, Metazoa, Chordata, Actinopteri, Clupeiformes, Clupeidae. The record is from RefSeq and is a predicted model, not a curated record. Gene Ontology annotation, biological process: regulation of DNA-templated transcription. Gene Ontology annotation, molecular function: RNA polymerase II cis-regulatory region sequence-specific DNA binding; DNA-binding transcription factor activity, RNA polymerase II-specific.